UUCAGUUUCAGUUCGUUUUUCAUCUGCUUCUGAUCUGCAAUGGAGAGAAAAUGGAUAUGAAAACGCGUGCAUCGUUCAAAAGAAAAAACUUGAAAAAAUAACUAGAAAAUAUAUAUCAACAUUUUAUAGUGAAAAAAAUUAAACUAAAAUCUCUAUCUCUACAAACAUUAUUCGUCGAAAAUCUUUUCUCUCCGUAUUGUUUAUUUCGGAAGCAUAUAAAAUUAAAGUAAGAAUAAGAAAAAACAUUCAAACAAAACCUGAAACUGAGAAUACAAGAAUUUAAGAAGAAAAAAAAAAACCAGUGCAGUCAAUUUUCAACCCGACAAAUAGUUUUUUUUUUCUCAUCGUCUCCCCAUCUCUGUCCGUUUCCCUAAUCUAUCUAUCUCUAUACACCUCACACGACAAAAUUCAAUACAUAUAGAUUUAUGUAGCAAAAAGUGAAUUAAUAAAGAAAAAAAAAAGAAAAGAAAAGCUUACAAAAUGAAGAAAAAAAAUAUAUCGAAUUGUAAGCAGUAUAUCAGCAGAAGUGAGGUGAAUUUUUCAUCAUAAAUGAAGAAAAAUUUGCAAUAUCCACGAAAUCAGCAGUUUAUUUUUUUCUAAACGUGUGUUUUUUUCGUGUGAACUAAAGUGUGUGAGUGGUGAGAACGGGCGCGCGAUAAUUAAUUUAAAUUGAAAUACAUAAUUUUUGUAAAGUUUUCACUUGCUCAAGUUGAAGUUUUUUUUUUCUCACAAGUCGGGUCUUAUGUGUGGUGGAAGAGAAAGAAUAGAAGUUGAUAACAAAAAAGGAAAAAAAAAAUAUCUAAAAAAAAAAUUAAAGUGUUAGUUGAAGGGAGAUAAAAAGAGCGCAAAAUAAGCAAGACGAAGCAGGAGGAAUAAUCGUUCAUCGUCCGGAUCGAAAUCGCUGCUUAAUUUCUUGAAUUCAACCAAAAAAAAAAAGAAGAAUUUAUUUUCGUUUAUUCUACAUAAAGUUAAAAAAAAAAAACGCGUGUGUAUGUUGAGUGUUCCUGUUCUCUGGAAGUUGUUGGUCGCUCGGUUUCAUGGAAGUCUUCCCUUGUCAAAGUCAGUACUGCAUUUUUACACCAAUAACAUAACAUGUACAUAAUAAAUAAACAAACAAAAUUAGACAAAUGAAAGAAAAAAAUAAGAUGAACACAAAAACACACCACAUAAAAUCAAACGUGAUUCAACCCCAUGUGCAUUAUUAAAAUAUACAAUAAAUAAUAGUUUAAAAAUACAAAUUAAAAACAAAAAAAAAAAAAGUAAUAUUAACAAAAUAUAUGCCAACAUGUUGUUCAUUAAACAUGGGACUUCGUCGAUAUCUUAACAAAUCGUCUUAUAUUUGCAUUCGCAAUAAAACUUUAUUAUCUUUAUAUUUUGUUCUUCUUCUUUAAAAGCGGUUAUUUAAUUAUUUUUUUUUUAUUAAGUUUUCUUAUUUUUUAAAAUUUGUUUUCUGAAAGAUUAAAAUCUUUCUUCAAAAAUAUUUUAUAAAUAUAUAUAUAAACAAUAUAUAUCGCACUUAUACACGUAUAUUUUGUACAAAACAAAAACAACAACAAAACGAACACUGUUGUCGAUUAUUAUUAUACAACAUCAAAAGACGCCAAACAAACAAUAUCAACAAAAUACACACAAAUCAUAAUUCAUCAUCGCAUCGUCAUUAAAUUCAUCAUCGUCGUCGUCGUUGUUGUGGUCCAUUUGUGAUAUUUACCAUCGUCAUCAUCGCUUCAAUAAGUCACUACGUAUCAACAGAUCGAUCGAUAUUAUAUUUGUAUAGUAUCGAUAUCGAUCGAAUUGCUGUGGUGCAGCACCGUAUGCAGAAAAAAUUAUGGCAACACCACAAGUCAAAGAUUUGGUGUUGCGAUCGCCAGCUGGGUCAUCGGAAGUUGUGACAUUCUCUUGGCCCUUACAAAUUGGCCAUGGUCAGGAUAAACAUGAUAAUGGCAUCGAUAUUAUCGAUACGAUUAAAUUCGUAUGUGAGGAGCUGCCUGGAAUUAGUUCUGCAUUUGAAGAAGUUAAUUUAAAUAGCAUCGACACUGCCUGCUAUAAGACUAUGACAAAUCUUGUCGAUAGAUUUAAUAAAGCUGUUGAUAGUAUUGUCGCAUUGGAAAAAGGAACAUCACUGCCAACAGAAAGGCUGAACAAAUUUGCUGAUCCAAGCCUUCUACGUCAUAUUUUACAAUUAGUUUAUAAUGCUGCCGUUAGCGAUCCCGAUAAACUUAACAACUAUGAGCCUUUUUCACCCGAAGUCUAUGGUGAGACAUCGUAUGAACUCGUCCAACAGAUGAUCAAACACGUUACAGUCAAUCCAGAUGACACGUUCAUUGAUCUCGGUUCUGGUGUGGGGCAAGUUGUCCUACAAAUGGCCGGUUCAUUUCCCUUGAAAACCUGUAUUGGUAUCGAAAAAGCUGAUACACCUGUACGCUAUGCCCAACGGAUGGAUCUAUUUUUUCGCCAAUACAUGGCAUGGUUUGGAAAACGAUUUUGCGAGUACAAACUACUUAAAGGUGACUUUUUGGUAGACGAACAUCGUGAAAAGAUCACAUCAUCUACAUUGGUUUUUGUCAAUAAUUUCGCCUUUGGACCAAAUGUGGAUCAUCAAUUAAAAGAAAGAUUUGCUGAUCUUCGAGAUGGUGCUAGAAUCGUUUCGUCGAAAAGUUUUUGUCCACUUAAUUUUCGAAUUACAGACAGAAAUCUUAGUGACAUUGGAACGAUAAUGCAUCUAAGUGAAAUACCACCGUUAAAGGGAUCGGUUUCGUGGACAUGUAAACCCGUAUCAUAUUAUUUGCAUGUAAUCGAUCGUACGAUACUUGAGCGAUAUUUUCAGCGUAUGAAAAGUCACAAAGGACCCGAACACAACGAGCAUGUCGGUUCAACACGAACUACCCGCGAUCGUGCCAAACGUGAGGCAAAUCAUCAAAACAACAACAAUAAUCAUGCCAAUUCUGUAAAUAAUUCCUCAAACGCCAACAACAGUAGCAAUUCCAAUACUCCCACCAUGAAUUCGAAUUCAAACUCAACAGGAUCUACAACAACAGCCACAACAACAACAGCAACAACAACAGCAGCAACAACAAACGCCCAAAACGGUAAAUCUUCAACAAAAAUGGAUGAAUCUUCUACAGAUAGUGAAACUGAGGCGGUCGUAGCUGGAACAGCUCCAACAACAAAUCGUCGCACAUGGUCUGAUUGGUGUAGUUCAAAAGGUAAGAGCAGCCAAUCGGAUGACGAGGAAAAUAACAACUUUUCAAGUACAACAAACUCUCGAAAUAAUCGUCCUGCGACGCAAAAGCGAAAAAAGCUCACGCGAAAAGCUGCUAUUGCUAGUAAAUCUGCAGCGGCAGCAGCAGCAGCUCAAGCAGCCGCUGAAAAAAUUGCAGCAGCCGCAGCACAAAAAGAAUCUGGCAAUCUAGCUGCACCAAAUACUGUUGGUGGUCCCAAACGCAAGGGACGCAUGAAAAAGGGUGGAGGCCGUGGUAAAAAGAAUUUAAAAAUUGUCGGGUUGGAUGUACUCCACACGCAAACUUUACUCAGUACGAGUGCAGAAAUGAUGUGUAAAAAGUUGCCUCCUGCUCCUGGUUGUGUUGAUCAGCAACUGACUUCGCUGACAGGUGAUAUGAGUCACACAGAAUUAGACAUUCCGCAAGCUCCUUCAGACACACCAUAUGCUUUGCAAAUUCUUUUGGAUGUCUUCCGAACACAGUACAUGACCCUGAUUGAUAACAUGAAGUCCAAAUCGUUUGUAGCAAAUCUCAAGCGCCAGAUUCAGCAAGAGCAAGAACGAAAGCAACGUAUUAAAAAUCGUGCCAGCCAGCUAGAUAAGCAAAUAAAAGUGCUUAUCGACGAUAGUGUUGCUUUGCUAAAGGCUCGCAUGAAUGAACUUGGCAUAAACAUGUCAUCUCCGAAUGACUUAUUGGCAAAAGCUAAAGAAAUUGUUGGCCGACAUAAGGAGUUGCAGGGCAUGGUAAAGAAGAUGUCAAGUCAAGUCACAGCUGGUGAAAUUGAACAGAAGCGUCUCUUGAAAAAGAAUCUCCAAAGUUUGCCGGAAUUCGCCAAACUAUCGAAGCAAAAGAAUGGAACUCCUGAAACGUUUGAUAUAUCCGAGGCAGCUGCUCAUGAACUACUCCUGAAGGAGAUUGCCAACACUCUGGUGCAAAGGAAGAAGCUUUACGCACAAGUGUCGACCAUAGAAAAAGAGAGCAUAACGCUGGAGAAGGUUGUGGAAGAACGUAAGACUGCCGCCGCUCUUCUUGCGCAGGGAACAAAUCUUACUAUUGCCACAUCUACAGCUCCGACGCCAGCGACUACAACAAGUGCGACUAUCACGACAACAAGCAAAUCAACUCACACAAAGUCAUCGCGUCGGAGUAGAGAUCAUCGGACGCGCUCUCAAGAAUGGCCUGAUGUUCCAGAUGUUGGAAAAAUUGAAGAAAGCAAUCCCGAAGUGUUGGCGCAAAAGAUUCUGGAAACCGGACGGCAAAUAGAAGCGGGCAAAAUUCCAAGCUACAAGCAUAAGGACGAGAGGACAAACAAACAUCGCAGCAGUAGUAAUGAACACAAUACACAUCAUCAUCCACAAUUCCUCGCGCACCACUCAGGACCAGAUAGUGCACUUAUGCCAGCACCACCUCAGGGUGGUCUGAAGCAACAACAACAACAACAAAUUCCGAUUGCAGCCAAUCAUGUUCCGUUGGCUGCAGGAGGUGGUCGAGGUAACAAUAAAUCAUCGAAAAACCACCAAGAAUCGCCAAAAGUAGCUAAUUUCGAAGACCGGCUCAAGAGUAUCAUUACUUCGGCGCUCAAUGAAGAUCAGGAGCAUCGAAAGUCUCAACAUCCACCAGCCGAAGCAGUUGCUGCACCGCCCCCUGCAUCGCCGGCGAAGAAGCAUUCGAGCAAAUCUUCGGCCAAUAACCACCAUCAUCAACAGACGGCGCAACAACAGAUGCAUCACCAUCAUCUGAGCAACAUUAUAACGGUGGCAACUCAGGGACUUACGCAUUUGAAUUCAACGACGACGAUUUCUCCAAUAACUCCACCCCUUCAGCAGCAUCAUUAUGGACACAGUGCACCAACCCAAAAUGGCCCAAUGCACCACAUGCACCACCAUUCCCAAACGAUGCCACCUUCAGCGCAUAGUGGUUACAAAUCAACUGGCGCUAUACCUACCAACCUAGGACCAUCUUAUUCCAAGCAGUCAACGUCGUCUUCCUCCAUAUCAUCAUCAACCUCCUUGUCGGCAGCUUCGGGAUCAGCUUCUUCGUCAUCAUCCGCCCAUCACCAACAUCAUCAAAAAUAUCCUAAAUCUAUCCCUACGAGCAGCAGUUCGAGCUCCUCCAUUGAACGAGCGGUUUCGAUUCAUCAGUUGCACGGUCACAAUCAACAUCAUCCGAUGCAGCAUCAGCAGUCGUCGACUGCACAUCAACAUGCUGCUUUGUAUGCUGCCGCAACAGACUUGGCGUUCCGUCGAGGCUAUGAACACCAUGCUCAUUAUCAAGAGUUCAAAGCACCGGAAACAAUGAACCGAGGGCUUGUUGAAGAACCAGCUAGAAGUCAUUCGGCUUCUUCAGACUCGGCAAUGUAUUAUCCACCCACAAGAGAUCGCCUUUUGUCACUUGAACGAAGUCAACAGCAACAACCAAUGCAGCAGCCCAGUCGACCGAGCUCAAGUUCUUCACAACCAGAUUAUACUCAGGUGUCUCCAGCUAAAAUGGCCCUACGUAGGCAUCUGUCACAGGAAAAGCUAGCCAAUCAGCAUGUAGGACCCACAAAUCCAAGCAGUGGAAGUGUUAUGGCAAGCAAGACUAUUGGCGAUCUGGUUAAUGGAGAAAUAGAAAGAACUUUAGAGAUUUCCCAUCAGAGUAUUAUCAAUGCUGUGGUCAACAUGAGUGCUAUGACAGUGCCUCCGCCAACAGCUGGUGCUGGUUCGGCAACGACAACGCCGUCAACAACCGAACGACCUAUAAUCAAUCCAAAUGCGCAACGCCCAGAACGUGUGCAUGUUCGUGUAAUGGAUGAAAUUUCAACGCAGCAAAAUCAUACAGCUUCAAUACACCAUCAACAACAUCAUCAUGGUCAUCAUCCGUAUAAUCAAAUAUCACCGCGAACACGAAAUGAUGGAAGCAUGCCUGAGAAAAAGAAGUCUCCAGCUGAUAAUUUAACAACAUUGGCACAAGUUGCCUACAAUCAUAAAAUGAUUUCUAAACACCAACAACAACAACCAUCAUCUUCUUCAUCAGCGGGAAGACCAUCAAAUGCCAUGAGUUAUAGUACUCCGGCUGGAUAUCAACAACAUCAGCAUUCAAUGCCUCCAUCGGCUGGUGAACGUGGAACACUUCCUCAUCCUUCACCAACAUCAUCAUCGUCAUCAUCAAGGAACAGUACAAGUUCAAAGCGGGAUUAUUCAACGGUAGCCUUGCCAAGGGCUGAAAUGAAGCCUUGCUUGGAGUCCUAUUUUAAUGAGGAACCAAAAACAGCUUCAGUUGCUGCUCCGUUAUCGAUGAAAGAAAGAAUGGCCAAUAGGCGAAUGAAUGGAAAUCCACCAUUAGAAGGGCUAGCAGUUUCUCUACAAGAUCAUGUAAUGGCGUCGCGAAAAUUCAAAGAAGAAAAUGAAGAAAGGCAACGGCGAUCAGAAAUGGCUGCUGCGCAUUUUCAAAACAACUCUAAUAUGGCCAACUUAACAUCAACUGUUCCUCCAUUAACCCAACACCAUGAUAGAACAUCACCGAUUAAGGUUGAAAUUGGAAUGAAGCGCACCUCGCCAAGCCAAGCUCAUCAUCCCCGUCCAUCAAAGAUUCCACACUACGCUUCCCACGAACACCUUAUAUCGACAAAUAGCAACACGAAUAGCAGUAGUUGUAGCAGUACCAAUAAUGGUCGUAGAUCUAAUUCAUCUCUCGAACCGCCGCUUAUGAGUCCCGAAAUAAACUCGCUCAUGGCUGAAGAGAGACCGUUGCAAUUGUCGUCUCGACCACGAACAACGGACGACGAUGACGUUAUACCAGAUGAUGAGACCCACUGGCAGGAUCGUGUGAGCUCUGGAUUUGAUCGUUUGGUUGCAUUCGCUUCAACAGAACUUGAUAAGACCCGUCGUUCGAUUGAUACUGAUACAGCGCCAUCCAUUAGUUGUAAUACAUCACCGGAUUCGGGAAUAACGCACAGCAGUAAUAGUGAAGCGCGUACAUUCCUUUCGACAUCGUCAUCGUCGUCUCAACUUGAUAUUGGCGCUCAUACCGAUCCAAUGAGUGACAGCAGCACAAAGUCAUCACACGAUGUUGUUCCAAUAAGUAAAACUUCACUAGUUGAUGAUGCAAUCGAAAGUCCACCAUUAUCCGAUAUUGGACUUCCCCGAACACCCAGUCCGUCGGCAGUGACACCACCAUUGGGAUCUCUAUUAUUCCCCCAGCAGCCACCACCUAUAGUUGCAGUGGAAUCUAAUGAUACAUCAGGAACAAAAUCAUCAACUUCAUCGUCUUCUUCGACGUCGGCGGCUCAGCCGGGUCUUAAAAUUCCACUGAAAUAUCAACGCAAAUCAAAAACAUCUUCGGAAAAACAUUAUAAAAAGAAGUUUUGCGAACGAAAUUGGGGCUUUGAAGAUGAAACAAUUUACGGAUCGGGUGAUGCUGCAACGAACGAGUGUAAUGGUGUUUUGAGCGGUGCAAACAACUCUUCAAUUAGCAGCAGCCAUCGAAAAGACGAAGUCAGUGCCAUGCAUCAUAAAGCUUCGAAAUUUCGACCAAAAGGAAAGGACUGGGAUUGGUCAGUAGAGAGUAAAAGUAAGGGAGGCAAUGUGACUACAGCCUCUUCUUCCACGGUGGUAGGUAUUUAAGUUGAAAACAUCUGGAUUGAAAGUUUUUUUUUUUAAUUAAAUUAAAUUAAAUUAUUAUUCUAUUUAAGUUAAAAAUACAAUUUGUUUUAACAAUUUUUAAAUUUGAUGUUUAUUUUAUUGAUUUUUUUUUUUUGUUAGUUUUGGCAUUUGAAUUGAAUUUUU
This is a messenger RNA of Episyrphus balteatus (marmalade hoverfly), 7984 nucleotides long. RefSeq names its product histone-lysine N-methyltransferase, H3 lysine-79 specific (gene gpp). Gene Ontology annotation, cellular component: nucleus. The transcript has 8 exons. NCBI's taxonomy places the organism in Eukaryota, Metazoa, Arthropoda, Insecta, Diptera, Syrphidae. The record is from RefSeq and is a predicted model, not a curated record. Gene Ontology annotation, molecular function: histone H3K79 methyltransferase activity. The coding region runs from base 1826 to 7822 and encodes 1998 amino acids. Gene Ontology annotation, biological process: DNA damage checkpoint signaling; regulation of transcription regulatory region DNA binding; DNA repair.